This is a messenger RNA of Sorghum bicolor (sorghum), 1185 nucleotides long. Its product is annotated as ras-related protein RABA5c. The coding region runs from base 300 to 950 and encodes 216 amino acids. Gene Ontology annotation, cellular component: endosome. Gene Ontology annotation, molecular function: GTP binding; GTPase activity. NCBI's taxonomy places the organism in Eukaryota, Viridiplantae, Streptophyta, Magnoliopsida, Poales, Poaceae. The transcript is spliced from 2 exons. The record is from RefSeq and is a predicted model, not a curated record.
GCUCUCGCUCUCCCACCCCUCACCACCCCACCACCACCACCCCCAGCGCGCCGCGAGUGGAGACGCCGCGGCUCCGUGCCGCUCCGGCCCAACCCAGGAGUGUCCGUGUUCGGUCAAAACCCACCGCGCGAGCGCCCCAGGCCAAACCCCGCUACAAAUCUCAGCUCGCGCGUUCACCGUAUCCGCUCGCUCGACGGCCCGUGACGACGACACGGGCACGGCGGUGGUGGUAGCUAGCGAGCGGCUAGCUACGGAGUACUAGCCAGCCACCGGAGGGACGAGGGAGGGGGGAGGUGGCGAUGGGGGACGAGUCGGACGGGGAGGCGGAGGAGUACCUGUUCAAGGUGGUGAUCAUCGGGGACAGCGCGGUGGGGAAGAGCAACCUGCUGUCCCGGUACGCCCGGAACGAGUUCAGCCUCCACUCCAAGGCCACCAUCGGGGUGGAGUUCCAGACGCAGAGCAUGGACAUCGACGGUAAGGAGGUCAAGGCCCAGAUCUGGGACACCGCCGGCCAGGAGCGCUUCCGCGCCGUCACCUCCGCAUACUACCGCGGCGCCUUCGGCGCGCUCCUCGUCUACGACAUCUCCCGACGCUCCACCUUCGACAACGUCGGCCGCUGGCUCCAGGAGCUCAACACACACUCCGACACUACGGUAGCCAAGAUGUUGGUAGGCAACAAGUGCGACCUGGAUAACAUCCGCGAAGUGCCCGUCGAGGAAGGCAAGGCGCUGGCGGAAGCCGAAGGCCUGUUCUUCAUGGAGACGUCGGCUCUGGACGCCACGAACGUGAGGACGGCUUUCGAGAUCGUCAUCAGGGAGAUCUACAGCAGCGUGAGCCGGAAGAUCCUGAACUCGGAUUCUUACAAGGCCGAGCUGUCCCUCAACAGGGUAAGCAUCGACGGCGACUCCAAAGAUGACAAGAAGCAGACGAGCCGGUUCGGGUGUUGCUAGGGGGUUGGGGUAGUGGUACAUUAUUGGAUUGGAAUUUAACCAGAAAUGAUGCUCUCAUUUUUUUUCUUUUUGGCUUGCUUGUAAAACUGUAAUCCAAUGUCUGAGUUUUUGUUUGGUGUUACAUUACACCCGUGUUACAGACUGCAAAAGAAGAGAGAAUAGUUGUUUACUGGAGUUUGCGAACCGCGUUGCGCUCUUACUGUCAGGUUUUGUAAAAUGAUGUUUGGUGCUCCAA